AUGAGCAACGCGGAGCGUCUCCGCCGCGGCCUGCCGAUCCGCUCUCCCUUCGCCGCGCGCAGCUUCGACGGCAACGGCGGCCGUCCCGACCACCCCCAGGGCGGCGCCCCAGGCCAGCAGAAGGACAAGCACGACGGCGAGCACGACAACGGCAAGGGACCCGGCGACCGUGGCAAGAACCGUGGCGGCGACAAGCACGACGGCUGGCACGGCGACGCCUCCUGCGUCCCCACCACCGUCACUGUGACGACCAGCACCAAGACGCACCACGUGCCCACGCAGCACACGCUGACGCGCACCGAGUCGUCGUGCGCGGGCCCCACCAAGACUGCCAAGGACUGCAAGACUAAGACGACGCAGGCGCCCCCCGUCACCAAGACGAAGCACUGUGACCGUGGCAUUGCUGCUGUUUCUGACAUCCCAGGGGUCAACCACGACUACACCCAGACCAACACCGAGUACGGCGCGCGCUGCACUCCUCGUGUUCACAGGAACUAA
Molecule: messenger RNA, 498 nt
Organism: Trichosporon asahii var. asahii CBS 2479
Lineage: Eukaryota; Fungi; Basidiomycota; Tremellomycetes; Trichosporonales; Trichosporonaceae
Exons: 2
Coding region: 1-498 (165 amino acids)
Source: RefSeq, a predicted model, not a curated record